CUUGUAUUGGUAAACUAAGACAAAAGCUGGAUAGUGCCAAAUACAGCCACAAACAAGUUGUAACAAAUUGAGAGAAUCUUUAUCUCCUUAUAAUGUAUCUCAUUUUCAUUUCUUUUCAAAGGUAAUAAAGCCACAAUCAAUAGAGAAAAAGAGGAAUAUAACUCCCACUUGCAAUUUCCACUAACUCUGUUUCUUCUCUGUUUUCACUCUGUUUUUCUCCUUAUUUCCCUCUGUUUCUCCUCUGUUUUAACUCUGCACCAAAUUAAGCAGAGUGGCCAGAAACCUCUGUUCCGCUUCAUUCUGCUCCGUUCUAUUUCAUUUCAAAAACCACGAUUCUAAUGGAUCCACCACUUAUCUCCAUAUCCGCAUCGAAUUUCAUCCAACCGAAUUAUCCUGACUCGUUAGAGUCUUUAUCACCACGAUCACAACCACCACCACGAUCACGAGAACCGAUGAACGAUGAGCCUCUAGCUAAUGUCCCAAACGCCAAGCUUCGUCUUAUGUGCAGCUACGGAGGCCAUAUAAUGCCGCGUCCUCACGAUAAAUCCCUACUUUAUGUUGGUGGUGAUACUCGAAUAGUGGUGAUCGACCGUAGCUCUUCGUUGAAAGACCUAUGUUCGCGCCUUUCGCGGACAAUUCUUAAUGGAAGACCUUUUACUCUCAAGUACCAGCUUCCAAAUGAAGACCUUGACAGCCUCAUCACUGUCACGACAGAUGAAGAUCUCGACAACAUGAUCGAAGAGUAUGAUCGAAUAUCAUCUUCAUCUUCGACCAUGAAAUCUUCUUCGAGACUCAGAGUGUUUCUGUUCUUCACAAAACCAGAGUCAACACUCUCAAUGGGAUCACUCCUUGAUGAUGCGAAAUCCGAGACAUGGUUUGUUGAUGCACUCAACAACUCGGGGAUUCUCUCGAGGGGUGUCUCGGAUUCAGCAGGAGAUUCUUUCGUGAAUCUUGAUAAUGUUCCUGCUAGCGAUUCAAGCAAUAACUUGGAAGCACAAGGUGUUGGAACAGCAGUAGAGACAUUGAACCUUCUCGAAAACAGCAGCAGCAGCAACAACAAUGUUAAGAAUGUUUUUGAUGUUGUUAAUGUUGUGAACUCAACACCUGGUUCACCAAUGCUGGAAAAUAGUCCAUCUUCAUCUUCUCUGUCUACUUCAAUGGCGAAUUUGCCUCCGAUUCGUGUCCGUGUUGACGAAACCGUUGGUAGUAGGCUUCAACAAGAGAAUAAAGUUGCAAUGAAGCAAGAUGAUGGAUUUGUUGUAUCUUCUGCUAAUGUGGCUAUGGCUGCAAUUCCUGCAACAUUGACUAUGGCUUCAGCUGGUGUUGUUACUACUGCUGUUACUAGUGAUGUUAAUGUGAAUAGGGUUGUUUCUGAUGAUGAGAGAUUAGAGUAUGGAGGAGUCAUUGGAGCUCGAAAACCGCCUUUACCGUUGCAGCUUGUUCAGCCGAGGACUAGUGGUGGUUUGAGUCUUCCAUCACCAGAUUCAGUCACAAGUGAUACUAGUAGUAUUGCAUCUACAAAUUCUUUCUCCAAAAUCAUUUAUCAUCAAGAACAAGUCCAAAUCCAACCUACAAACAUAGACACCAAACCUCAACCUCAAGAUUCUAGUUACAUGUUACCUCAACAAGUGGAUCAAAACCAACAACUCCAACCACCACAACAACAACAACAAUUUGUUCAUUCCAACACUCACUAUAUCCACCACCCUACAUCCACAAAUCAAGUUCCAAUCCCAUCAUACUACCAAGUCUAUCCCCCACAAUCACAACAACAACAGCUUCACAAUCCAAUUGCUCAACAACAAUAUCCAAUCUAUGUAAUGCCAAUUGGAACCACACAACAACAACCAUACAACAUGACAUUGCAACAUUCUCUAAGUGACCCUAAUGUUGUGACCUCUAUUAGGCCACUAAUACCUCAAAGUGGAACUCCACCAAUUUACCCUAAUAAAUCACCUAACCCUAAUGUGCCAUCCAAUUCAACAUUUGUUCAAGUUCCUUCAAAUCAAUUUCAACAACAAUUUGUUGGUUUGCCUCAAUUCCAUCAUCAACCACAACAUCCAAUCAAUGUAGCUCCUUCUAGUGGUACUAACUAUGGUUAUGAGUAUGGUGGCAAUGUGGAAGGUCAAGUGUACUAUACUCAACAAACAACUAAUGCUCCUUUGGUUACUCAGUACCAAUCCAUGACCCCUGCAGCUGCUGCUGCAGCAUUAUCUGAUGCUUCAAAUCAGUUUCCUGCAGAUAAUGUUCAGCAAUCAAAUAGAACUUCGCAGCCGGUUUAAAUCGGAUCUUGAUUCACUGCAGUCACAAAUUUGGAGCCUAGUUUUCUACAUGAAAAAUAAGCAUAGUUUAAUUUUAUUUUUGUUUAUAUGAACUUAUGAAGAUGAAUGACAUGUAAGAUCAUAUUUUGAAUAAAACAAGUUGUUGCCAUUAGCCUUA
This is a messenger RNA of Vicia villosa (hairy vetch), 2439 nucleotides long. RefSeq lists its product as uncharacterized. The record is from RefSeq and is a predicted model, not a curated record. Gene Ontology annotation, molecular function: protein binding. The transcript is spliced from 2 exons. Bases 339 to 2282 code for a protein of 647 amino acids. NCBI's taxonomy places the organism in Eukaryota, Viridiplantae, Streptophyta, Magnoliopsida, Fabales, Fabaceae.